AUGAGCAAACAAGUGGUGGUGGAUUUCACUGCUUCAUGGUGUGGGCCAUGUCGUGUCAUUAGCCCAUUUCUGGCAGAGCUUGCCAAGAAGAUGCCUAAUGUCAUAUUUCUCAAGGUGGAUGUGGAUGAAUUGGAGACUGUUGCUAAGGAGUGGGAAGUGGAGGCCAUGCCAACCUUUCUGUUCCUGAAAGAAGGAAACGUAGUGGACAAGGUUGUGGGUGCAAAAAGAGAAGAACUGGUGCAGAAGACAGAGAAGCAUGCAACUGCUUGACUUGUAAUUUGGAGAUAUGAACCUUCACUGCAAAAUGCCACAUUUAUUAUGGUCAUUGUAACUAUGCAAGCACUUGUUUGCCUGUUACUUUGAGGCCCUGAGAGCCUCAGGGCUCUCUUAAGAUAAGUGGUGUUUGUCAUAAAUUGAUAAUACAAUAUGUGUUAUUUA
This is a messenger RNA of Vitis vinifera (wine grape), 438 nucleotides long. Its product is annotated as thioredoxin H-type. Lineage: Eukaryota; Viridiplantae; Streptophyta; Magnoliopsida; Vitales; Vitaceae. Gene Ontology annotation, molecular function: protein-disulfide reductase activity. Bases 1 to 270 code for a protein of 89 amino acids. The transcript has 3 exons. The record is from RefSeq and is a predicted model, not a curated record.